AAUACGCAAAUCGUUUUAAGCCUCAGGUGGAAAUGCAAACUAAAGGACUUAUAUUGAAUGUCAAUGUUGUGGGAUUGACGGGGAAUGGAAAGGUCAAUGGAGUCGGCAAGUCGUGCUUUUGUAAUCGUGCGGUUCGACCCAGGCAGGACGAUUAUCACGAAAACCAUAGUUCCAUAGUGAGCACGAACGACUUUUGUGGGCAAAUCAUUAACAAUCAGCAUUUCUUAUAUUGGGGUGAACGGAGAUUGUCUGACGAGAAAACUCGAUUAAGAAUUCUUGAACAGACCGUUUUUGCCAAUGAUGAAACAUUCGAAGUUUUUGAGACCAACAUGGGGAAGAACUAUUUGCGCAGGUGCAAAACGCUUAAACUCUUCUCACCUGGAAAAGCGAUGUACAUUUGCCGGGAGCAGAUGGGUACUGAAAUACAAUUUGACGACAAAUUGGUCUUAAAUAGAGAAUUCCAGGUGAAUGGUAUUCUGUGUCUGAUUGACGUCAGUAUUGAAUGUCAGAUAAACCUUGAGGCACAGUUGUUAUUUACCCUAGAAGUAAUACAGUUUGCAUUGAAAGCCAAAAUCCCAGUUCUGGUUGUGACAACCAAAAAUGACAAAGCUGACACCAUUUGUAAAAAUAGUCUUGAGUCGUUUUUAUCUGAACAUAAACUGAAGCCCAACGUACCAGUUGUAGAAACUUCUUCUCAAUGCAAUAUUAACAUCGAAGCAGCGCUAGAACUGUUGACAGUACUAAUGCUAGAACCAACAAAAUCUGUUGCAAGUACACGGACACUAUCGUAUGACGAAAGCACAUCGAUACGAGAGAAACGUAUUGAAAAUGCAAAAACGGAGAUGGGUCAUGUCGUCAAAAAGGCAUUGAAUGAUCGGAUAUUAGAGACGCAUACACUUGGACUUUUGUAUACGUUUUGUAGAAACAAAUGCGCGUUCCUUAGCAAUUUGUAUGGCGAUCAUAAAGCUAAAUUGAUACUGCAACAAAUAGUACUACAGUACUAUAUUGACAGACAGCGGCAAAAUGACUUUCAAAAUUUACGUCGAGUUCUGGAGAUCACACUUGAUGAACGUAUAAAGGAAUCAAUGAGCAACUUACGACUUUGGACUGGAACAGAAUGCAUGGAUCAAUUUCCAUUGCUAAAUGAGAAUCCGCGACUUCUAGAAGAAAUAGGAUUUACAAACGGGGAUCAACGUCGCUUGUUGCUUUCUAAUUUCUUGCAAUCAUCCGAAGCAAAAUCGGAAGUGAAAACAUACAGACAAAAACUCGUCUUAGAAAGGAAGAAAAGAGGUUUUCGGGAACUUUGCUUGGAAAUGCAGGACUCGUUCCUAAAAUGCAUACAUGAACAUAAACAUCUGAAGACUUUACAACACGGUCACAUUUUGAAACUGAGUGAAUGUAUGAUGUCUCAAGAAAGAUAUAAAGCUCUGGAUGCUCACUCUGAUAUACGAACAGCAAUGAUAUUGAGCAUCCUUGUUUUCUUCGAAAAACCAUGUAUUGAAAGAUGUCCCUUUAACCAACAAAACCGCAAUGAAUGUGUUGAUCAUGCCGUUUCUCGUUUUUUAACAUCAAAAGACAGAAGGAAUCGACAAGACAAUCUCAGAAAUACAGAGAGGCCAACAUUUAACGUCAUAAGGUUGCUUAUAGCAAUGGUUUGUGGUGAUCCGUACAACGUAGAAGACGUGUUGUCACUAUUCCUGGAUGAGCCAAUCUUCAAAACGCAACCAAAGGGUUUCGUUCCUCAUCAUGUGUUCAACUCGUUUUCAUUCACGCACAAAAUGGAUGAUGGGAGAUCUUUUAAAGUUGUCUUCACUGUUGCAUCCUACCACGAAGCAAAAAGCAUGAUCAACCAAAUACCGUUUGACAGAUGUGUCUUUGUUUAUCACAAAUUUCGACGGUCGUCAAUUACAUCGCUGCGAAGAGUGAUUCAAAGUGCGGCCUGUCCAAAGAUGUUAAUUGAGGUGCAGUACUGCAACUCGGGCACUUCGUCAGCACAUCAAUCGCUACCAUUAGAGGAAGGCUUACGCGCCGUCGCUGUCCAAGUACCGGAAUACUUCAAAUCUCCAGCCUAUAGACAAAUGCUUAUGUCGUUCGUUAUUUUUGCCGACACGAACUUGUCAAUCAUUGGCGAUUUACAGCUUCAUUGCAUAGAUGAAACUACAAGUCGGUCAUCAUCGCCGAAGAGCGAUCAAUCGGAACAGAGUUCAAGUGAUGAUCCAAGUUUUGAUAGUAAAAGAAGUUCAACACUGUCCGAAAAUAAUUUUGCUGAUACAGACAGCAGCGUAACUUCAUCAGAGAAAAUAUUCUGCAAACAAAGAGACGUUUCGAAGGCCAUGCCAACCCACAAAGCCAUCGAUUUGGACAUAGCGCGCAAUAGUACAGGAGCCCACAUGGUCCUUGACGAGAGACAGGACAGCUCUACUAGAUACAAUGAAAAUUGCUGCGAUUUUGACAAAGAAUCGAUUAACUUGUCCGAAAUACGCGAUGGUGAUCAAACAAACUGUAAAACAACAUACCACAUUCAAAACGCUCUACGGCAAAACCAUGACACGGAACAAACCUCAGCUAAAUGUGUCAAAACCGAAAAUGAAGACACGACCUGUACAAUACUCGAAGUUCUUACCGGUCGCAAAGAAAAACGUGAUGCAGAACAAACACGAAUUAAAUCUAUUGAAAGCCGUGAGGUUCAAACAUAUGUAAAGACAACAUUCUCAAAUUGUGACGUUAGUUCCGCCGAUGCUCCGACAACUUUAAUGAAUGAAACUGAACAGCUGUUGAACACAUCGAAUUGUAGACCAACUUAUUUUCGCUGCGCGUCAAAUGAACCACCUAACUUAAUAGCUGUGGACAUGGAAGGGAUCUACAUAGAACUAAAACAAUGUCUUACUGACGACGCAUUUGCGUUACUUAAAGGGACAAAAAAGGAAAUGGCUUAUGAUAUUCGUAGAGUGAAGAAGGCUGCAAAAAAGGCGAGGCGAGCGCAAAGAAACUGCGAAGAGAUGAUUGAGAAAAACCGAAGAACUGGAUGUUUUUGCAAUAUAUGUUAAUAUGUAAGCCUCGACCUGGACAGUGGAUGCUCGGUUAAAAAUGUUAACCCUGCCAAACGUAUGUUUUAUCAACAACAUCACGCAUGAUUCAACUACCGGUACCGAUAUCCUAGUCACUGCACUGUUAAUAGAAGGUGUAUGCUGGAACAGCGCUUUAUAAUGAGAUAUCAGACCGACGGGCGUAACGCCACAAAUGAGAUAACACCCCAAAAGAAUCUGCCAUACCAUACCACGUGAUUCUGAUCGAUUCGGAUAUUAUUUUUUAUUUGAUUUUGAAUCAUCACAUUUUCUUUGACUUUUUUAAAGCUUUAAUCAAUAUAUAAAAUGGUCAUUUUGGUUUAACGUUGCCCUGAUUUUCAUUCAAUUAGAUGCAGUUAAAGCAGAUCAUCCGUCCACUUCCAGACGUGGAAUGAUUGUUCUUGUAACUGUAGUGGCUAUCAUUAAUCCAUAGAGGAGGUAUCCACUGCGAGGAACUCAUAGAACUGUAUGUGUGUGUAUUACCUUCAUGUACCAUAUUGUCAUUUCAUAAUGUUUUGUAAACAAACGUUUUUCUUGUGUCGCUGAAGUAUGCACUUGAUCUACUUUUGCAACAUUGUCCUGUGAGAAAGGAGUUAAAAUCGAUACGUAUCUCUUGUUUAUGUAUAGAACAUUUUAUCAAUAUGUUUGACGAGAUGUAGCUCAAAAGUUUUAAACGGACAAGAUGAGCCCCCAUAAUCACACUGUCUUUGGAAUAUUUGUAGUUUACGUAAGCCUUUGUACAUUUAUAUAAUUUGCAUCAGCGAUAUUUGGUUUGUUGAUUGAUAUUUGUAUUGAAUUAUUUUUAAGCAAUCACAUAAAUAACCAAGCUUUGUAAUAUGGAACUUUUACACCCAAUAUUGCUACUUCUUCCUGUAUGUGAACGAUGAUGAUCUGAAAUAUUAACUAUAUCAUGCUAUACUUUUUAACCCUUUUUGUAAAAAGAAGGGAUGUAUGUAGGAUAGGUCACUCUGUGUUACUGCAUGUGUCUAUGUCUCUGUACAAGUGUUUAUGCCCCUUGUCUUGUAAGUGUCCAUUUGCUUCUCUUGUGAGAUUCAGUCCCUUGUCCUGUGUGCGUCCAACCAUGUACUGUGAUGUCAUAUAUGUUUUGUCCAGUGAGAAUGAGAGAAUUCAAAGAAACAAGAUUCUUAUUGGUCAGUUCCAAAACCCUUUGUGAAAUUCAGAGAAAAUUACUGACCAUGCUUUCUUUUGCUCUCUAGCUGUCGCAAGACAAACUUGUAUUGCAACUUUUAUUAUAUUUUACCAACCUGGUGAGUUUAAAGUUAUUUGUAUUUGCAUUUAUUUACAUAUCUGCAAUGAAAAUGAAUUUAAUAUUAUUUUGAAAUAAUGUAUUUAUGUUUGGAAGGUUGUGAAAUGUGUUAAUUGGUUUUUUUUUAUGUUUCUUUGUUCUGUUAUAUGUAUAAAUACCUAUAUACGAGAAUUCCGAUAUACAUUUGGACAGUCACAUAAAUAUCGAACCUUGGGCGGCGUUUCUAGUUAUUUAAACCCCUACCCUACUACAUUUGGCUCCCCGACGCAAAACGACUAGAAACCAGGUUGGAGAUAUUUCCACCACCACGUGCGGACCACUGACGGAGCAGUGUAGGUUAAGGACCCCCCGGAAGCCCACAGAGGUUGAGGAACUCUUGCCGGCGCCAUGGACUGUUUCGUGUAGUGCCUCCGAGACCGAGUGGAUAAGAUUUUUUUUUGUCCUCUGUUGAAAGUUCUUCAACGAACUUAUUAACUCUAAAGUGCAUUGUGUUAAGACCAGAAAAUUCGUCAAUUGUGAUUGAAGUUCUUCAACGAACUUGCUAACUCUAAAAUUGUAUUAUUUCUUUAUUUUCUUCGCGAGAAGACCCGAACAUUGCAACCCGUGCUGUUUACGUGUGUUUCGUUACCUCACGCGACGAAGUGACCUGUGACCUUGUCAGUUUCCUGACGAAGAGGAUUGUAUUGUGACAUUGUGCUAAAAAUUCUUAUUGUGUAAAUUAUUUUAUGUGAUUUGUGGAUUUGUGGAUGGAAACGUAAGUUGCUACAAUUAUCGUUCUUUUUUUACUUUGUUUCUUGCACUAUUUUAUUGUUGACGGUUUACGCUAACUUUAUGUGCAUUGAUACGUAAAAAGUUCCUUUCCGGUGACACAUACAAACAAACCUAACGAAAGCAAGUUAUGUAUCUCAGAUCGCUGUAAUUGGGGGUAUAAAUUGUAAGUUUCAAUUCAAAUUUUUGUUUAAAACUGCUUUUUAUUUUAUUGUUAUACCUAUAUCGUAAUUUUAUUGAUUGUAUUAACUAAAACUCUAGAGUUGUCACAUAAUUUCGCGACCCGGAAAUAUUUGUCAUUGCAAGGUUAGAAAUUCUUCCGAGUGAUUUGUGAUUUUAAAACUGUGUCAACUGCAUUAUUUUAGAGGUAUUCAACAUAUAUCGUGUUGUAGAAAGACAUUUUAAAAAUUCCUAGUCUGUAUGAAUGUGUGUUUUUCCUGUAAAUAUUGAUUGAAAUUCUUCAGUUACCUUCAAAUUAGAAUAUCAGCUUCUGAAAACUUUACAACAGCAAUCUUAACGGCUAUUUGCAAGCCAGUUUAGUAUAAAAUUCUGAAAUUCUCAAACGAUAAAUUGUAUUGUUUUGAACCAUUUGUUGUGUUUAAAAUAUUUUCAAUUUUUGGGCACCGUGUGAGAGUGUUGUGAUUUGUCAUAGUUCAGUGUUGUGUUGUCCAUUUUCAUUGUUCAGUGAUUACGUUUAGUAGCUGUGUUGUUUUGUGAUAUAUUGUGUUGAUAUAUUCUGCAAGUCCCGUAUUUGUUUAUAGAGUUUUGUAUUAUAAACCAGUUCGCAUUUGUAAAUAUAAGGACAUUCAACUGUUUCUGGUAAAAUAGUGAAAUUAAAUUGUUCACAUUCUAUUUAACAUUUAGAAAGCGUGUCUCCCAAACUGUUGUUUUUAAAUAUACAGUGUCACAUAAGAUUUUGUUAAUAGCGUUUAGUUAUUUUGUUUUCAAGGGAAAAUGUUAUGACAUUUUCACUUAUCUAAGGGCAAGUUCAGGCAUUUUAAUUUGAUAUUUGUAUUGUAUAUCUAUUUCAUUUUAUUUACAGCUCAAGAGUUGCUGUGCCAAUAUGUAAUAGUCAUUCUUUUCAGCUAUUAUUAAUUUAGGUCGCAGUUGAGGACCUGAGUGCCACAAAGUUCACUAUUUGGGAUUUAAAAUUUGACUUGCUUUUAUAUAAAUUUGUACAUUGCCCUUGUAGCUAAAGUAUUUUUUUCAUUUCUGUCUAUUGUUUUUUAUUUUUAUUUGAAUAUGAAUCAUACCAUAGUGGAUAUGGAAGAACAGCAAUGUGCUGUGGGGGGAAGACCAACUGAGGAAGAAAUGUUGGAAAUACUAUCCAAUAAAUACGAAUUUCAUCCAAAGGGGACCCCUUAUGCUGCAAAGCAAGUAGGAACAAACCCAAAAAAUUUGCCAUUUGUUACUACACCAAUCCAACCCCCGUCCUCCCCUUCUGGAAACCAACCUGUUCUCUUGUCAAGUGGCCACAUUCCUAAAAUACCCUUUUUUUCAGGGGAAGAUCCGGUUCCUAGGAAUGAGAUAACGUUCUACGAAUGGCGUCACGAAGUGAGGUGUCUGAUGCAAGAUAGUACUUACACUUCGUCACAAGUUCUUCAGGCCAUCAGAAAUUCUUUGAGGGGAACGGCCCGAAAACUUGUUGUUUCUUUGGGUGACUCAGCCUCUGUUGAUCUGAUUUUUCAAAAAUUAGAUGUUAAUUUUGCUGAGCCAGCCCGUAAGGGUAUCACCAUGAAGGAUUUUUUCAAUGCCUCCCAAAAGCUUGAAGAAACAGUUACUUCAUUUGGAUGUAGGUUGGAGGCCAUUCUGGAGCAGGCGUUCGAAGGUGGUCACCUUCCUCGCUCAGCAAAGAAUGAGCUUAUGUGCGAGCGCUUGUGGUCAGGCCUUCACUCAGAGGCAUUAAAGAGCAGCACUCGGCAUAAGCUCGAUUCUUCCCAACACUAUGACCAGCUUCUUAAGGAUAUCCGGCAGGUUGAAAGAGAAUUAAAGUUAGACUUAAACUUCAAUUCUCUGGUUUCAGGGAUUCAAUCCAAUGUGGACCAGCGGUUUGAUGAUAUUAUGAAGAGACUGGAUUCUAUGUCUAUACAACCUUCUUUUUCACAGCGGCCUCGGGUCCAGCAAUCUGUGUACCCUCCAUUUCCUACCUCGCAGCAGAAUAAUCAACAACCCAACAAUGUUCGCGGGCGAGGAAAUGGCUACCGAGGUAGGGGAGGAAUCAGGUACCCAAAAGUUUAACCACCUCUGUUAGCGGCCGCCCAGAGGUAGGUGAAUAUCAAGGCCAUUCCAAUGUUUCAUAUGUUUCUCAAACCAGUUCUUCUGUUGCAGAUCGUUUGGUCGGUGAGUCUAAUCAAACCAAUAUUGUUUUUCAUUCAGUUCCUGCUGUUGCUUUACUUGAUACUGGUUCCAUGGUUUCUACUGUAUCAAAUUCAUUUUACCAGUCUCUUCCAAAUAAAACUCCUCUCUGUGAUAUAUCCAAAUUGGGUAUUGAUUUGAAUGUUUCUGUUGCAAAUGGAAACCAGUUAAAAAUACUUGGUUAUAUUGAAACCUCCAUUUCUACUCCCCUGUUGAAUUUUGAUUUAGCUUUGCCUGUUUUAGUUGUUCCAGACACCCAGUCUAGUUCUUUUUGUCCUGUUAUUUUGGGCACUAAUAUCAUCCGUCGAUGUAAGUCAGUCUCAGCUGAACUAGAGCUACCUGAUGCUUGGCAGAUGGCCUUUGACACUUUGGUUUGUAAACCAGCAACUGUUUUUUCCACCAAGGAACACACGGUUGAAGUGAAACCUUAUAAGUCUAUCUCAUUUAGUGGAAGUGUGAGAGGGAUUAGACACACCAUUCAUAAAGUUGAAAUCUUUCAGAUGAUAGUCCAUUGAUUGUCAGACCUCAUGUGGUAAAAAAUCCACAACAUGGCAAGUAUGCCAAAAUUCCCGUUAUAGUGUGUAACAUGACCGCAAAACCAGUUUUCAUUAAGCCAAAGACUCCUAUUUGUGUUGUUAAUGAAGUCACUGUGGUUGAUGACAUUACUUCUUCCCCUUUUUCUCCUUCAGUAAAUCAGACUUCACAGGUUUCCAAAACUCUGGAUGAAUUGGGUAUCAAAAUUGAUGCUUCUAAUUUGACACCUGAACAGAUUCUUAGAGCUCGGCAGGUCCUUGAAAUUGGAAACAUGUUUUUUCGACAGGCCCUUCUGAUAUUGGCCACUGUAAUUUGGUUAAACAUCAUAUAACUAUUGACAACCAUGUCCCUUUCAAGCAGCCAUACCGCAGGAUUCCUCCUGGCAUGUAUGAGGAAGUGCGUCAACAUAUUAAGGAGAUGCUUGAAUGUGGAGCAAUCCGUGAAAGCAACUCUCCUUAUUCAUAAAUAAAUUGGCUGACAAAUGGGAGAGAGAACCCUACAUUGUUCUAGAUGUCCCAUAUGAAGGCCAGCCUGUGUACAGAGUACAGAGAGAGAACCGCAAUGGACAUUUUCGAACUCUGCACAGGAACAUGUUACUACCAUUUGUCUCCAAUCCAGAACCUGAACAGGAAAUACAAACUGUCCGCAAGGUCAGAACGUAUUCAAAGCCUAGUCAAAAUUCUGGUAGUGAUAGUGACAGUAGCUUCUGAUUCUGUUGUACAAAUAUAUAGGAUUCCACAGAGAAGGAAUACUAACACUCGUACUGCUGUAAUUCCAGGCCCAGUGACCAGCAUCAGUACCCCUGCCAUUUCUCAUUCUUCUCCAUCUUACUCUACUGGUUCUAUUCCACAGCCUAGUCAGGUACGUCCAAACAACCAGUCAGUCACAGGCAGUCAUUCCACUCCUGUAGACAGUCCGUUGGGUUCACCUCUCUCCCACAAAUCAAAUUCCAGCAGUAGUUCUCUUACCCCGUCUAUACAUGAGAAUCCCCCACCUAACAGACACGUACGCCAACGUCGCCCACCAUACCGGUUCGGCGAAUGGCAAUUUGUACAGGCUGCAGAGUACUUUGUUUAAUGUGUCCAUUUUGUUUCAAAUUUCAGAUUUUUGAGUUUGGUGUUUUGUAACAUCUUAUGGUUGCAUGUAACCUACCGAGUCCACUUUUGCUUAUAAAUUUGUAUUUAAGUGUACAUAUCAUUAUUUGUACAAAUGCAAGCUUUGUGAAUUUUAUUUUUUUUUAAUGGAAAGUUGAGCCAUGUUUGUUACCAUGGUUAUAUUAAGAGUUCUCUACAAGAUACAGAAUAUACUAUCCAUUUAUCCAUUUAUAUUCUGAAAUCAUUAAAUUGUCAUGUUUGUAUGUGCAACAUUUUUUUUGCAAGUCUUGAUCUAAAAAUUGUUUCUAGAUAAAUUUCUUCUUUAUUUGGGAAAUAUCUUUGAAAAAAGAUGUUAACAGCUCCAAAUAAAUCCAUAUAUUGGUAUAGAUGUCUCUUAAAUUGUAAAUAUUGUACAAAAAUUGUAUCAUUCUUUAACGAAAAUGGUGAAAGUUUAUUUUUUUUGUUCAAUAAUUUUGAACUGAGACACCAUAACUAUUUGCAUUUGUCUAUUUCAUUAAAAUAAUAUUUAAUAUGGGAAGUGUUCAUCUGAAUUGUAUGAAAUCCAUAUUAUGUUGUUAUAAACUUUUGUCGGUUUGUGCAUCAGAUUAAAGUUUUUAUAAUUUUUAAACAUUUUCUAAAUUUUGUCUUUUCAUUUGUUACAUUUUCUUUGUGAAUUAAGGUCAUGUUACAAGGGAGGCAACUCUUCUAAAGUUUGCAUUUAAGUUUAACAUUAGUUACUCCCCUUUGAAUAUUAUGUUUUUCAUAAUAGUACUGCGUACUUAUGUGUAUCAUUUAUGUGUUAAGUGUUAUUCGAGGUUCGAUGUUGUUUUUCAGUUAGGCCUGCCCUAUUUAUCUUUCACUAAGUUCGUGCCAUCUAUUAAAUCGUAAUUGUUGUAAUGGUGGUAAUUACAAAAAACGUCCUGUUCUGGGAAUCAGUUAUUUUAAAGUUUAAAUGUCUGGAGACAUUUUGAAGAAGGGAGGGACUGUGUAGGAUUGGUCACUAUGUGUUACUGCAUGUGUCUAUGUCUCUGUACUAGUGUUUAUGCCCCUUGUCUUGUAAGUGUCCAUUUGCUUCUCUUGUGAGAUUCAGUCCCUUGUCCUGUGUGCGUCCAACCAUGUACCGGGAUGUCAUAUAUGUUUUGUCCAGUGAGAAUGAGAGAAUUCAAAGAAACAAGAUUCUUAUUGGUCAGUUCCAAAACCCUUUGUGAAAUUCAGAGAAAAUUACUGACCAUACUUUCUUUUGCUCUCUAGCUGUCGCAAGACAAACUUGUAUUGCAACUUUUAUUAUAUUUUACCAACCUGGUGAGUUUGAAGUUAUUUGUAUUUGCAUUUAUUUACUUAUCUGCAAUGAAAAUGAAUUUAAUAUUAUUUUGAAAUAAUGUAUUUAUGUUUGGAAGGUUGUGAAAUGUGUUAAUUGUGUUUUUUUGUUUCUUUGUUCUGUUAUAUGUUUAAAUAUAUAUAUAUAUACGAGAAUUCCGAUAUACAUUCGGACAGUCACAUAAAUAUCGAACCUUG
Messenger RNA from Dreissena polymorpha, 10598 nucleotides. Its product is annotated as rho GTPase-activating protein 35-like. The coding region runs from base 33 to 3047 and encodes 1004 amino acids. The transcript is spliced from 16 exons. NCBI's taxonomy places the organism in Eukaryota, Metazoa, Mollusca, Bivalvia, Myida, Dreissenidae. The record is from RefSeq and is a predicted model, not a curated record.